Dovyalis caffra is the source of this 567-nucleotide messenger RNA. Lineage: Eukaryota; Viridiplantae; Streptophyta; Magnoliopsida; Malpighiales; Salicaceae. The record is from the annotation of a GenBank genome assembly.
AUGAGUGGUUUGAAAUAUCUGAUACUGUUACGCUAUUAUGAUGCUUAUUAUGUAUUUGAAAUUCCAAAUUCGAAUGGCCUGAAAUCAAAGGACCACAUUGAAGAUGAAGAAUCGAGAAUGAGGUCAUGCAUCUUUGCAUUGGAUCACAAUGAAGCUAGUGGAACUUAUAGGUCUUUUGGGAAAGAUGAUGUUUCACUACGCAUUGUGGAGUCUGCUGUGCUGAUGUGGUCAGGUUGUCAGACUGCAAAUGAGGUUGGUUCCAACGAUAACGAUUUCAAGGCCAGUGGCCAGAAUCCUGUGAUGCAGCAUAAGAUGAACCAACCUGACAAUUCUGUGGUUACAUCUGAUCAAGAGCAAAUGAAGGCCUUGUCUAAACGACUGGACUUUAUAAUGUACACAGCAUCUGGUGAUAAUCCAUUUGAUCCAUACCUGUUGCUUUUGAAGACUGCUGGUGUUCUUGUUCUUGUUGGGGUCCCAAGUGAGUACAUAAAUGAAGCUCCUGAGAGGUUGUUAAAGAAUGACGUGAAUUACCGAUUUAUAAUUGAUGCAUUGCUGCCAACUCCUUGA